UAGAAGAACCGGAAAAGGACUUCGACGUCAUCUGUCGUUCAGGACAUCACUCCCGUGCAUAUAUAGCGAAAUCUAUAGACCUUUGCCGUUGUACCCACCUUUCACAAACCCACGCCCCAGACUUUGAACUGCUGUUGCUGUAGUGCUUCACCCUCUUUUCAAAAUAUGGUCCCAACAGAAUAAUUUACGCUGAACAAUGGCUCCCCCACAACCUUGAUGGCUGAUGCUGUCCUCCAAGUGUUUGAUAUGUGGCCUCAACAAGUUUUGCUUUUCUUUCCAUUUCUUUAGUUCCCCAUCUCUUUAUUUUCUCCCUUCUUUUCAUGAGUGUUUGCUUUAGUUAAGCUGUAGGAGAUGGAGGUUUGUGAAAACUUGAUCGACAGUAUCCACAGAUCCUUCACUGGUGGCGGCAUACAUUUCGCAUCUCCAGCUUUGUCUUUGAGGACAAAUGAAUUCGACCUGGUUCGAGGAGUGUUGCAAAUGCUUCAAGGUCUUGCGAGUUCACUACUCCCUUGGAAUGAGACGAGGCAGUGUUUUCACUACAAAAAGGGGAUUUUCUUGAAUCAUCUUUCACAGACGAGUUUGUAUCGUAUCCUUGAUCAGUUUUCAUAUGCUGCAACGUGUUUACAACUAGUUGAUAUUAUGGUGAACAAAAUUGAGAAAUCUAAGAGCUCGACUCCGCCGACUCUAAGAGCAUUUUCUUGUUCUGUUAGCACGUGGCUUAGAAGUCUGCGAGAUGUGGCUCUGAAAGAAGAGGUGAAAAUCAAUAAUCCAAAUGUUACUACUGCUGUGUCAAUCUUGGGAUUAUCCAGUUCUUUAUCAAGCCUUUGCGCAGGUGCUGAAUAUUUGUUUCAAAUAGUGCAUGGAGCCAUUCCUCGGUUCUAUUUUGAUCUUGAUGCCUAUGUCCCAGCUGCUGAUAUAGCUGUUCACAUCCUGAAUCAUCUUUACAUGAAGCUCAAUGAAGUUUGUCUUGUGGAUGGGGGAGAGGUUUUCAAAUUUCUUUGUAAAAUGAUACAUGGUUCUUUAAUGCUUGCCCUAGAAGUUUGCUACCGUAUAUUGAGAGCCUUGAUUCUUGGCUCUUCCAGGGAACUCUUGAUGAUCCCUUUGAGGAGGUCUUUCCUGCAGAUAUUUUUCAUUGCAAACAAAAAUAUUGCAAUAGAGGAGGCGGAAUUUUGGGAGAAAAGCUGUCAGUUGAGAUCGGCUAUGCCUGACAAACCAAGUCUUGUCAAUUUGACCGCAGAAUAUCGACCUUUAGCUAAAGACAAAAACGAUAUGACUGGCAGAGCAUCCAUAUGUUUUCCGAAUAUGGAAAUGGAGAAACAAGAUAAUAAUAAAGACUUUCAAGUUUGUCCAUUCUUCUUUAAAGACAUUGCUAAGGCAAUUAUUUCUGCUGGAAAAUCACUGCAGCUUAUCCGGCAUGCUCCUGCAAGAUCUGUUUUGGCAAUUUCUGGUGAUGAUGUUGAGAAUGGGUGUAGCGUAGAUGAGCUAACCUUAUUGGAGGUAUUUUGUGUCUCACUAACAGCUCUGAUUGACGACGGUGAUCAUAUUGCUGAGGGUUUAUGGAAAGAUGGGAAACAUUUGACCAAACCCAUUGAGGAGACUCUGGUUGUAGAAAAGAAAAAGGUCUGGCAGAAGUUAUUGGCGGACACACUAAAACAGAAAAGUUAUAUGGGUUUAACAUCAAGAAAAGGUUCACAUAAUAUGAAAGGGCCGGAAAUGAUCUCAGAUGAACUUGACAUGCUUCCUAGAAAGUAUUGUCCUGAAAAUCCAGCUAUUACUGUUUGUCGUGGGAUUCUUUGGGAGAACAGAGAUUCUUGGAGCCCACUGAAUGUUUCUCAAGCUUUUGAUCUCCCUCCUUUGAAUGAUGAGUGCCUAAGAAAGGCAAUUUUCCAUAAUAGUUGUAUGGAUUCUACUUUAGAUUCUCAGUUUGGCGAGGUGGAAAGUGCGAGAUUCUUAGAAGAUGCAAAAAUGCUUGAGGUUUUGCUUCCAUUUCCUACCCUUCUUCCAUCUUUCCAGGAUGACCUUCAGAUAUCAGAAGUUUUACCCUUUCAGAAUAACUGCACGCUUCCCUCAAGAACACUCAGCUGGAUUCAAAAUGUUGAGCCUAAGGGUACUCCAUUGCCUUCAGCUAUUCUUCAAGAGUGCCUUAUCACCUACAUUACGAAGCAGGCCGAUUAUAUUGGCAGGACUAUGCUGUCCAAAUUACUUGGUGACUGGAGAUUGCUAGAUGAGUUGGGUGUGUUGCGUGCUAUAUAUUUAUUAGGAUCGGGUGAUCUACUGCAGCACUUUUUGUCGGUGAUCUUCAAUAAGCUAGACAAAGGAGAAUCCUUAGAUGAUGAUUUUGAGUUGAACACGAUAUUGCAGAAGCUGAUUAAUUUUGUGAAAAAAAAGUUUGCAUUCGCGAUGCCAACUUUUAUUUUUUCUCCUAAUUGCUUUUUUGGAUAUUUGAUGCUGUCACAUUAUGUGUUACAGGAUAGAGGCAUUGCAACAAUAGAACAAAAGCAUCACUGGUUACUAGAGCAAAAAUUGCUUCAUUUCGUGGAUGCCUUUCAUCAAUAUGUCAUGGACAGGGUAUACCACAAUGCAUGGCGUGAGCUUUGCGAGGGUGUGACAUCAGCUGGCACUCUAGAUGAAGUCAUCGAUGCACAUGAGACCUACUUGCUAUCAAUCCAGAGACAGUGUUUUGUCGUGCCAGACAAGCUGUGGGGAUUGAUUGCUAGUCGUAUAAACAGUAUCCUUGGCCUGGCCCUCGAUUUCUACUCCGUACAACAGACACUAAGUAGCGGUGGAUCAAUUUCUGCAAUCAAAGCAAGAUGCGUGAAGGAAAUGGAGAGGAUAGAGAGACAGUUUGAUGACUGCAUGGCCUUUCUUCUCAGGAUUUUAUCUGUGAAGCUCAAUGUCGGACAGUUCCCUCACUUGGCAGCUCUAGUUACUCGUAUAAACUACAACAACUUCUACAUGUCUGAUGGUGGGACUUGGGUAACUGGCCCUGCCACUUCCCGUCCACCUUAACUAACUGCUACCAUAGUUUGAGCCGAGUAGUUUGAUUUCUUUAUUGUGCAAGUUUUUCUGUGUAGUGUUAGUAUAUAUGUAAUUUACUUGGUUCUCGUAAGGAUCUAGAAAUGGCGAUUAUUGCUUAUUGCUUGUCAACUUUCAGAUUUGAUACGCUUUGUACAUUUUUUUUAAAGAAAAAAAAUUGUAUACACUAUUUAAGUGCUAAAUUGGUUCGCAUGGAUCAAGUGUGUAAACAUUGUCACUCCAAAUGAUUUGGUGUUUUGGUCCCUUGAAUAUACAUCCAAUUUUUAUUUUUAUUUU
Molecule: messenger RNA, 3312 nt
Organism: Striga asiatica
Lineage: Eukaryota; Viridiplantae; Streptophyta; Magnoliopsida; Lamiales; Orobanchaceae
Source: the annotation of a GenBank genome assembly